AUGGCAAUUGAGCAUUAUCCGCUUGGUGUCAACUUUGGAUUGAAGUAUAUCACUGCUGCCUACUUUACAGCAUCAGGCGAGCCCAUUGCUGCUGUAAAACUUGAAGGGUCCGAAGAAUACCAGAGGCACAUUCAGGCGUUGGUGACAGAUUCCCGAAAAAGAGAGAUGCGCUUUGGGGAGAUCUACAUCAGAGAAGGUUCAGAGCUACACCCAGCACCGACAGAGUAUCUUGCCUACCCUGAGAAGGAUCGUGAGAUCUUCUCCCAGAUCCUCCGACAGGUCACAGAUACUGCCACGCGCUCCUUGGGCCACGGUCGCUCUGUCGAGAUUACCGUUGCUAGUGUUCCAUCCGGACUUGACCGCAUUGCCUCUGAACAUCUCCAUCAUUCAAUUAUACGGACGGAUGCAUCUUCCCUUCAGCAUGGGUGGCAAAAACUACAGUUUCUUGACGCUGCUCGAUUAGCCUAUGACCUAGACACAUGUGAGGCAUUUGGCCAGUCUCCUUCUUGUAACUUGGAGACUGGGGGACCGUAUACUAUCUUAUACGUCGAUCAAACCCCCGGUUACUUAGACCUCUGGGCGGCAGAUGUCGGAGAAUUCAGUGUGGCCGAGUUCGAGCACAAUCGCAUCCAGCAUUCGGAAGCAGCAGAUGCAAUGGCAAUCACAACCGCCGUCAAAAAAUUCAUCUCAGAACAGCUAGCUCAAUACGAAACCGACAUCCGUGCUGUUAUUCUUAGCGGCGAGGCACCACCGGCAGACUUAAAAAGCACCCGUCAAGCUAUUCAAGAGGCACUGCCUGAUCAACUACAGCAUCUGCUUCGAGAUCAGAUUGAUCCAGUCUUUACUGGUGCGAUUGGGGCUGCACAUCGCGCACGGAAACACGUGCAUGAUCCGGAAUUAUUAAACAUUAAAAGUGACCAUGAACAUUUCCGUCAUUUCCCUGACCUUGACCAUGACGAACUGUGA
Molecule: messenger RNA, 966 nt
Organism: Penicillium riverlandense
Lineage: Eukaryota; Fungi; Ascomycota; Eurotiomycetes; Eurotiales; Aspergillaceae
Exons: 4
Coding region: 1-966 (321 amino acids)
Source: RefSeq, a predicted model, not a curated record